AUGCAGCUCGAGCAUUGCGUCUCACCAGCACUCGUGCUCUCCAAGAAAUGUAUGAAUGUGGGCAGUGGCUACCCAAACUCGGAGGGAUCUGGGCUCGCUUUGCGCGAUCAUCCUAUUAUAUCUAGCAGUGACAACCUGGAGAGAAGUUCACCUCUGAAAAAAAAUUCCAGUGGGAUGACGAAUCAGUCAGAGGCAGACAAUUUUCCCGACUCUAAGGACGCAUCAGGGGACGUCCAGAGAGGAAAACUCUCUCCUGAUCUUGAAGGAGUCUCUGAUAUUCGUCACAAUUUCGAUGGAUCUGCUGGAGAUAGGUAUCUCCUUUCACAGUCAAGCCAAACUCAGUCAGUUUCAGCAAGUCCGAGUGCCAUGUUUCCGUAUCCGAGUCAACAUGGACCAACGCAUCCAGCCUUUUCUAUUGGAAGUCCGAGUCGUUACAUGACCCAUCACCCUGUCAUAACGAAUGGAGCCUACAACAGUCUGCUGACCAACACCUCUCCGCAAGGCUACCCGACUGCCGGCUAUCCUUACGCGCAACAGUAUGGACACGCUUACCAAGGAACGGCAUUUUAUCAGUUUUCCUCAGCUCAAGCCGGUCUUGUACCCGGCAAAGCCCAAGUCUAUCUUUGCAACAGGGCUUUAUGGCUUAAAUUUCAUAGACAUCAAACAGAAAUGAUCAUAACUAAACAGGGACGACGCAUGUUCCCGUUUCUAAGCUUCAACAUAUCCGGCCUGGAUCCUACAGCUCAUUACAACAUUUUUGUGGAUGUGAUUCUGGCUGAUCCCAAUCACUGGCGAUUUCAAGGGGGGAAAUGGGUUCCGUGUGGUAAAGCGGAUACAAACGUGACAGGAAACAGAGUGUACAUGCACCCAGAUUCGCCAAACACCGGCGCGCACUGGAUGCGUCAAGAGAUAUCUUUUGGAAAACUAAAAUUAACGAACAAUAAAGGAGCAUCAAACAACACCGGACAGAUGGUGGUCCUUCAGUCUCUUCAUAAGUACCAGCCCCGACUGCACGUGGUGCAGGUAAACGAGGAUGGGACCGAAGACCCGAGCCAACCAGGGCGCGUGCAAACUUUUACCUUUCCAGAGACCCAGUUCAUCGCAGUCACAGCUUACCAAAAUACCGACAUCACACAGCUAAAAAUUGAUCACAAUCCAUUUGCAAAGGGAUUUCGGGACAAUUAUGACACUGUCUAUACAGGUUGCGACAUAGACCGGUUGACGCCGUCCCCGGGUGACUCGCCUCGCUCCCAGAUCGUGCCUGGUGCGAGAUAUGCCAUGGCGGGUUCUUUCCUGCAGGACCAAUUUGUCAGCUCAUAUGCCAAAUCUCGCUUUCACCCUGGCGUCGGGACCGGUCCUGGCACGGACCGCAGCGUCCCACUCAGUAACAGCUUGCUAUCACCGCAACAAACCGAGGAGACCGCAGUGGCCUCCCCGCAGCGAUGGUUUGUCACCCCUGCCAACAACCGACUGGACUUUGCCGCCUCGGCAUACGAUGCCGCCGCGGCUGCUGAUUUUGCCGGUAACGCGGCCACCCUUCUGUCGUACGCAGCUGCUGGAGUUAAGGCGCUUCCCUUGCCCACUGCAGGCUGCUCCAACAGACCCUUGGGUUAUUACGGAGAGCCACCGGGAUGGGGCACGCGCACCUCACCGCAAUACUGCAGCAAAUCCAGCACAGUUCUCGCGUGCUGGCCAUCCAACUCUGUCGGAAGCAGAACGACCACUUCUAAUUACCUGGCCGGAAUGGAAGACGGGGACCCUAUCGCACCUGAGAGGUCACCUCUCGGUGGCGCCGAAGAAGGCAAGCCAAAAGACCUCUCGGAAUCCAGCUGGAUAGAAACCCCAUCGUCUAUUAAGUCUAUUGAUUCAAGCGAUUCUGGGAUUUUUGAGCAAGCCAAACGGAGGAGGAUUUCACCAUCUGCCACACCGGUUUCAGAGACGUCCUCUCCAUUAAAAUCUGAAAUGUUAACGCCCCGGGAGUGCGAGAAAAACUGUUCCAAGGACAUUGGCUACUACAGUUUUUAUUCACACAGUUAG
This is a messenger RNA of Chanos chanos (milkfish), 2037 nucleotides long. RefSeq names its product T-box brain transcription factor 1b (gene tbr1b). The record is from RefSeq and is a predicted model, not a curated record. Gene Ontology annotation, molecular function: RNA polymerase II cis-regulatory region sequence-specific DNA binding; DNA-binding transcription factor activity, RNA polymerase II-specific. The transcript is spliced from 6 exons. Lineage: Eukaryota; Metazoa; Chordata; Actinopteri; Gonorynchiformes; Chanidae. Gene Ontology annotation, biological process: commitment of neuronal cell to specific neuron type in forebrain; regulation of neuron projection development; cell fate specification. Bases 1 to 2037 code for a protein of 678 amino acids. Gene Ontology annotation, cellular component: chromatin; nucleus.